Messenger RNA from Armigeres subalbatus, 3200 nucleotides. RefSeq names its product prolactin-releasing peptide receptor (gene sNPF-R). The record is from RefSeq and is a predicted model, not a curated record. NCBI's taxonomy places the organism in Eukaryota, Metazoa, Arthropoda, Insecta, Diptera, Culicidae. Gene Ontology annotation, cellular component: plasma membrane; neuron projection. Bases 687 to 2297 code for a protein of 536 amino acids. Gene Ontology annotation, molecular function: neuropeptide binding; neuropeptide Y receptor activity. Gene Ontology annotation, biological process: G protein-coupled receptor signaling pathway. The transcript is spliced from 4 exons.
AAAGACAUCUUGGUGCGCUUUUGAAUCGAUCGACCCGCAUCGGCUGGUUGGUUGGUUCCACAGGAAGCAGCAGGAAAACCCACGGAAAUCGAUUACAAUCGACACACUCUCCCUCGCGCACGAACUAUUUGAUUGGCAUUUAGCAGCCAGCCGUUUCUUUCCGCAUGCUAACAAGGGAGGAGACGGGUCGAUGCCGAUAGAAAGGGCUUAAAGUGCGCGACCGGCGAUGCUCCUCGUGUUGGUUUCUGGGCGGAAUGUGAUGUAAGAUACGGCGAGGAAACAAGUGAUUGAAAAAUUUGUUGUGGAAUCGGAAGCUGAACUGGGUAAUCGAUUUGUGUGUUGGGGGAAUAACAAAAGGAAAUCGGAGAAAGGGGUUUCAGUUGGGGGAGUGGGUCAUUCGUGCGUGUGUCACUAUAUUUAUCUUGUAAUCGGAGAUACUUCGGAAGAAUAGUUGAUGUUGACAGCGGUGGCGUCAGUUAGACGUUCAUAGUAGCGCCUUGGAAAGUGUGUACAGGAUAAUCAUUAUCGCUGUCGGUGAAGCUUGUCGGGAGCGAGUGAGAGUGAAAAAAACGAGGAAAUAAAGGUUGAAACACCCGAGGGUGGGAUGUCGUAAAAGUGGUCCACGAGGGUGAUUUAAUUGAUAAAACGGCGCACAGCGGACUCCAUCAAUCAUCAAAAGUGUAGGAAUGGCAAUAACGAUGUCAUCACGUGGUGAGGUCACUGUGCUGCCGAUGGUGACCGUGACCGGUUCGCAGGAGGCAUUCAGUGAAGCUGUCACUAUGACGUUCAGUUCCGUUAGUGAGCCAGCUGGGCGGAACAGCACUGGACAGGCUUUAAUCCAGGAUAAUGCCAGCGAUGUGAUGACAAACGAAAUGGUUCAAGUUGUGUUCUGCUUGCUGUACUCGAGUAUAUUCAUAUUGGGAAUCUUUGGAAACGUGUUGGUGUGCUACGUCGUGUUUCGAAACAAGGCCAUGCAGUCGGUGACGAACUUGUUCAUCACUAAUCUAGCCUUGUCGGACAUUCUGUUGUGCGUUCUGGCGGUGCCCUUCACACCUUCCUAUACUUUCUUCGGGAGAUGGAUUUUCGGAAAGGUUAUUUGCCACACCGUACCAUUGGCACAGGGCUGCAGUGUUUACAUAUCGACCCUGACGCUGACCUCUAUAGCGAUUGAUAGGUUCUUCGUAAUAAUCUACCCGUUUCAUCCAAGAAUGAAGCUGUCAACCUGCAUCACGAUCAUAGUCCUCAUUUGGAUCUUUUCUAUGUUGGUUACGCUCCCAUAUGGCCUCUACAUGAGCCAUCACGACGAUACCAAUGGGACCCUGACCAACGAAACCUUAUCGGAGAACCGUACAUAUUACUGCGAAGAACUGUGGCCUGAAGAUAUGCGAAAAGUAUUCUCGAUCGCAACAUCGAUCCUACAAUUCGUUCUUCCUUUUAUUAUCAUGGCCAUUUGCUAUAUCUGCGUGUCAAUUAAGCUGAAUGAUCGCGCCCGGUCGAAGCCCGGAUCCAAAACCACCCGCCGCGAGGAAGCCGAACGGGAUCGCAAGAAACGCACCAACCGAAUGCUAAUCGCCAUGGUUGCAAUUUUCGGCAUCUCCUGGCUACCGUUGAAUCUCGUCAAUAUGAGCAACGACUUCUAUUUGGACAUCAACGAGUGGCCAUACUACAACCUGUUGUUCUUCAUCGCCCACUUGAUCGCCAUGAGUUCAACCUGCUACAACCCUUUCCUCUACGCAUGGCUGAACGAUAACUUCCGGAAGGAGUUCAAGCAGGUAUUGCCCUGCUUCAACCCUUCCCGUGGACGAAGCACCAUCAGCACUCGUCGAUCCGAACAUCGAACCUGCAACGGUAAUAACGACACCGUUCAGGAAACCCUCAUUCCAUCUUCCCAAGUGCCAGCACCGGUCUGCAGUCGAUCUCCGAACACGACCACCACAACCACCACCGAUUCCAACAAACCUUCCGUCGACUCGAUCCUCCUUUCCGAAAUCUGUCCCCCUACAAUUCCCUCCGAUCCGCCCCUACUCCCAUCGAUCCAAAGCCAGGAAACGAUCGUCCUCCCGUCCGGGGUUCUGGAAACCCCCUUCGAAGUGCAACUACCUCUAACGCCCAAUCUCACCAACGGACAGCGGUCCAGCACCGCUGCCACCGCCGCCACCGCCACCAACGGCGUGGGGAGUGAUGGCCGCUCCCGCGCUCCGGUGCAUCCCAAGCCCAGCGGCAACCCCAAACUGCAGUCGCUGAUCCUGAUCAACGAUGGGACUUGCGGCGCCACCAAGAUGCCGGAGGUGCUGUAAGACAACCCGAACCAGAGACUGAGCCACCAACAAACAAAUUUAUCAACAUCGAUUCGAUACUCGUACGUGCGCAUGUGUGUGUGUAAUUUAUGGUGAUGCAACCGAAAAGUCCUUCCUUUCACGUCGGAGCAGAAAACUGACGGCAACAAAAUAGAACACAGAAAAAAUCCCAGCAAAAUGAUGAAAGAAACUAAUUUUCCAAUCCCUCAUCGUGGGAUGGACAGCUGGCAGCCACAAAGCUGCGCCAGCUUCCCUGUAGGUCAACACGGUGGCGAUGGACGUGUAGUGGCAACAUCGGCAGCAUCCGCGAAUGGCUGCCAUGUGUAACAUUUCAUCAGGACCUUGAUCCAGAACGACGACUUCGACAUCGCGGAAAGAAGUGAGAAUCGACGAGCAGGAAAUUAACGAGAGGAAAAAAAGCCACCGUCAACAGACGACGGCAACACGUUCGACCGCAGCAGGUGGUAACCAAUCGCACACGGCAGCUCGAGGGUGUUUGUACGAUUUAAUUGGAGCACCACCGCGGUAUCGGGCGUACACAUCCGCAGCCCACCACCAAUGGCGGUAUAUGUCGAUCUAAUCAAGAGCCGACCGCUACCCCCAUCAGCUCAUUUUGCAGCGAUAUCGUUCACGAGGAAGUGAUUACGAUUUGUUCCAUCGCUCUUCAAACUCAGAUGUGUAUCAAACGAAGCAGACCACAGACAACUUAAACGACGGAUGGCGGUUCACUCACUCCAAAACAACGGGACCGUCUGCCUCUGGGCCCGAGGCAGAUGGUCCAGUUUGAGGCUGUAGUAUUAAUUUGAGUUAAGCAAAUGUGAAAUUGUUUCCAAACAUCAAUUAGUUAGGUGUGCUUUCCUUAUCAGUAUCUCUUGGCAACAACUGUCGACGAUAAAACUUAUA